Vitis riparia (riverbank grape) is the source of this 483-nucleotide messenger RNA. RefSeq lists its product as uncharacterized. Lineage: Eukaryota; Viridiplantae; Streptophyta; Magnoliopsida; Vitales; Vitaceae. Bases 1 to 483 code for a protein of 160 amino acids. The record is from RefSeq and is a predicted model, not a curated record. The transcript has a single exon.
AUGGUUCAAAUCCUCUCAAAUGAAGGAGUGAACCCAUUAACAAUAGCACUAGCCGUGGCUGCAAAGCAUACCGGAGGUCGAUUCAUCUGCGUUCUUGACCAGCAACAAGACAUGGAAGACUGCAAAGCUCAACUUUCUUGUUAUGAUCUCGAAGACAAGGUUGAGUUCGUCCAUGGAAAUCCUUGUGAGAUUGUCAUGCAGUUUAAGAGCAUUGAUUUUGCUGUUAUUGACUGUAAGUUUGAAGACCACUUGAAAUUAUUCAAGACCAUAGAUGUGAAUCCGAGAGGGUCUAUAGUAUUAGUAAGCAACCUUGUGAGAAGAAGAAAUGGAGUUUCAUUUGGUGAAGUUGUUAGGAGGAAGAAAGGAGUUGAAUAUGUGACUCUUCAUAUAGGACAAGGAAUGGAGUUGACAAGAAUUGGUUUUACUUGCAACGGUCAUGAGACUAGGAGGUAUAAGAGAUUUCAUGUCACAUUUGAGAGUUGA